Molecule: messenger RNA, 630 nt
Organism: Rhagoletis zephyria (snowberry fruit fly)
Lineage: Eukaryota; Metazoa; Arthropoda; Insecta; Diptera; Tephritidae
Source: RefSeq, a predicted model, not a curated record
AUGCCCAUCGACUUCUACACUCACCCCAUCAGCCCACCGGCUCAGGCUGUUGUCAUCACCGCCAAGGAGCUUAAUGUGGAGCUCAAUGUGAAGGAAGUGGACCUUUUCGGUGGAGCCACACGAGCGCCGGAGUACUUGAAGAUCAACCCCAGCCACACCGUGCCCACGCUGGUUGACAAUGGUUUUGCCAUCUUUGAGUCUCGUGCCAUCAUCACCUACCUGGUCAACAAGUACGCUCCGGAGAGCUCGCUCUACCCAAAGGACGCCCAGGCGCGAGCCAACGUCGACAAGGUGCUCUUCUUUGACGCCUCUUCUUACUACCCGACGCUCAAAACGGCCUUUGUCCCCAUCUUCCGAAGGAAGGAGCAGCCACCGCAGGAGGCAAUCGACGAUCUGAAGGAGAAGAUCGCCAUUCUGGAGGCAAUUCUGGGCGACAGCCAGUUCAUGGCUGGCGACAAGAUCACCCUGGCCGACAUCUCCCUCGCUGUUUCCAUUCCCAUUGUGAAGCACAUGUUCAGUGGACUGCUCACCGAAAAGCUGGCCGCCUGGUACGAUCGCGUGGGCAAGGCACUGCCUGCUGUUCAGGCGUACGAGGCAGCUCUCGCCAAGAUGACCGCAGAGCAGAAGUAA